Macrosiphum euphorbiae (potato aphid) is the source of this 690-nucleotide messenger RNA. NCBI's taxonomy places the organism in Eukaryota, Metazoa, Arthropoda, Insecta, Hemiptera, Aphididae. The record is from the annotation of a GenBank genome assembly.
AUGAACGAAUCACAGAAAAUCAAACAAUUGGAUAGGAUGGUCAAGUUCAUAGAGUUCGAAGCAGAUGAAAUUGUACAAAAUAUUGAAACUCAAUCAGAAAAUGAAUAUCAUAUGAAAAAGAACGAGAUGAUACUCAAGAGAAAAAUGGAAAUUAAUCAAUUGUAUAACAAAAAGACAAAUCUUAUUAAUAGGACAACUGCGACAAUGAUUACCGACCAAAUGACCAGUGCCAAGUUGGAAAUAUUGAGUACCAGAGACAAAUACAUUAAAUCUGUGUUGGCCGAUGUUAACAAAGAGCUGUUAAAAAUGCGUAAACAUAAAGCAUGUUUAUGUGACUAUCGAGAAAUUCUUAAAAAGUUAAUACUACAGGCAAUGUAUCAAAUUGUAGAACAAGAAGUAUUCUUAAUACUGGUAUCAGAAGAUGUGGAAUAUGUGACCUCAAUGAUCCCCGAAUUAAAACAAAUCUAUUUAGCCAACACUGGAAUAAAUGUCAAAAUAAAUAUUGAUAAAAGUAUUAAAUUACCAACUCAAGAAAUAGGAGGCGUUGUGGUCACAGCCAAAGAUCAAAGGGUACUUGUUGAAAAUACACUUGUAGUGCGAUUGCUCUAUCUCACCCAACAAGCAAUACCGAUAAUAUGCACUGGACUGUUUGGACCAAACCCCACUAGAACUUACUUAAGAGAUACAUAA